AUGGGGACUGCUUUUCUGAUGAAAAUGGAGCACCUUCAAAUGGACCUCCGAAACAUUAAUGUAACUGCUGUACUUCUCACCACAGGUGUCUCUCCUGCAGACAGCACAUACCUCUCCACGCAUGCAAGCUCCAUCCCUUCCAUGGGAAUCAGCAACCCACCACGCAGCAGCACUGCUGCCCUCACCACACGCACUCCCAUUGCCUUCGAGAAUGCUUCGUCAGAUGAUUACAAUUCAACAUCCUUGCACAGCACCAUCUCACCAGUCAGCAUGCCAGCAAACACUGGGAUCAUCCCCACUCACACAAUAGGAACUCCCACAAUGACAACUGAAGAACCUUGUGAUGAUGAUUUUAACUACAUCAUAGAAAGUGUAAAAGAUGACAAUAACAUGGCUAAAGUUACACUGAAAAAUCUCAGAAAAAACAGAAAAUAUUUUAUUUCACAUGUUAACGUGAUGUUCAAUGUGAAUUCCAGUACCUAUAUAAUAAACCUUCACAGAUGCAUGCGAUACACAAUUAAAGUUAAAAAUUGUGCAGACAAGUAUCUUACUAUUCCACCUGAUGAAACACCCAUUACAGUAUUCAAUGAAGCUUGUAGAAAUCUGAGCACUUUAUCACCCAACAAAAAGUACAACUGCACUGGUAACCUAAGUUUUUUUGAAAAGAAGGUUGUCGUUGAAAGCUUCAUCAUAACCACAGAUUAUGGCACUCCAGAAGCACCAGAAAACCUUACAGUAUUUUCUGAUGCCAAAAAUGUAACAGUUAGAUGGAAUAAACCUAGUGACACUUCAAAGGGUCCUAUAGAUGGCUAUCACGUGACAUGCAAUGGCACAAAGACAGCAAUUGAGCAUACGACUACCUUCAUGUGCCACGAUCUAAAACCUUACACCAAAGGUUCUGUGUCUGUGACUCCAUUUACGAACAGCAAAUAUAGUAAUAUAUCACUUCUGGGAAGAACUGAAACAUAUACCUUUACAACCAAAUCAGCAGAACCAGAGCCAGUGAUUGAAGUUAAUGCAAUAUUGACAGCUGAUAAUGCUGUCCAAAUUCGGUGCAAAGGUCAACAAGUGUAUGGAGCAAAAACAGUGUUUGAACUGAGAUGGGAAAAUGAUGGAACAUGUAACAAGAAAGAGAAUUCUUGUGAUUUUAAGAGAGAAAAUCUCUUGUACUUGACAGACUAUACAUUUACGAUCUUGGUGUUUAAUGGAGAGCACAGAGUGCAGCCAGUAAAGCAGAGUAUAAGAACCAGAUAUAAUUCUAAAGCCCUGAUUAUAUUUUUGGCAUUCUUGAUCGUUGUGACAUCAAUUGCUUUACUGCUGGUUCUGUACAAAAUCUACGAUCUUCACAAAAAAAAGCUUAGCAAUUCUUCUGAAGGCGUGAACCUUGUUGCAGUUAAAGAUGAUGACAGGCAACUUCUGAACAUAGAGCCAAUACCUUCAGAGCAAUUGCUGGACAUGUACAAGAGGAAGAUUGCUGAUGAAGGAAGACUUUUCUUGGAUGAAUUUCAGAGCAUUCCUAGAAUUUUCAGUAAGUUUUCAAUAAAGGAAGCUAAAAAAAGCCAUAAUCAGAACAAAAACCGUUACAUUGAUAUCCUUCCAUAUGAUCAUAACCGUGUUGAACUCUCAGAGAUCCAAGGAGACCCAGGAUCAGACUAUAUCAAUGCAAGUUAUAUUGAUGGCUUCAAGGAACCAAGAAAAUACAUUGCUGCACAAGGCCCCAAGGAUGAAACCACAGAUGAUUUCUGGAGAAUGAUCUGGGAACAGAAAGCAACAAUUAUUGUCAUGGUGACUCGCUGCGAGGAAGGGAAGAGGAACAAAUGUGCCCAGUACUGGCCAUCAAUGGAGAAUGGCUCUGCAACGUAUGGGGACAUCAUUGUGAAGAUCAAUGAAAGUAAAACAUGUCCAGACUAUGUCAUUCAGAAAUUACACAUCACAAAUGGAAGAGAAAGGACAGCUGGAAGAGAUGUCACUCAUAUUCAGUUCACAAGCUGGCCAGACCAUGGAGUCCCUGAGGAUCCUCAUCUCCUUCUCAAACUCCGACGCAGAGUUAACGCUCUCAGCAACUUUUUUAGUGGCCCAAUAGUGGUUCAUUGCAGUGCUGGUGUUGGGCGCACCGGGACAUAUAUAGGAAUUGAUGCCAUGCUGGAGGGGCUGGAUGCAGAAGGCAGAGUGGAUGUCUAUGGCUAUGUUGUGAAGCUGCGUCGGCAGCGGUGUCUCAUGGUUCAAGUAGAGUCGCAGUACAUCCUUAUCCAUCAAGCGCUAGUGGAAUACAAUCAGUAUGGCGAAACAGAGGUCAGUCUCUCUGAACUGCAUUCCUACCUUAAGAAUCUGAAAAGAAAAGAUCCUCCAUGUGAUCCUUCUCUCCUGGAGGCAGAGUUUCAGAGAUUACCUUCCUAUAAGGGAUGGCGGACACAGAACACUGGGAAUCGUGAGGAACCUUCCCUUAUUUUAUCUGUAAGAAAACCUACUAAAUUUUUAAAAAAUGAAGACAAUGACUUUAACCGAGUGCCGAUCAGGCAUGAAGAUGAAUGUGGUAAGGAGGGUGAACAUGAUUCAGAUGAUUCUUCAGAUGAGGACAGCGACUGUGAGGAAUCAAGCAAAUACAUCAAUGCUUCCUUCAUAACUGGCUACUGGGGUCCAAAAGCCAUGAUUGCAACACAGGGACCACUGCAGGAAACUAUCGCUGACUUCUGGCAAAUGGUCUUCCAAAGAAAAGUCAAAGUCAUUGUCAUGCUGACAGAGCUGAAAGAAGCAGAUCAGGAACUCUGUGCACAGUACUGGGGAGAAGGAAAACAAUUGUAUGAUGGCAUGGAAGUUCAAAUGACAGAUGUCAACUGUUGUCCUAGCUAUACCAUACGUGCGUUUGAUGUUACACAUCUGAAGACAAAAGAAACACAGAAGGUGUAUCAGUAUCAGUAUCACAAGUGGUGUGGCUUGGAUGUUCCAGAAAACCCCAAAGAUUUAGUCAGCAUGAUUCUCAACCUUAAACAAAAAGUGCCAGCCAGACCAGCCACUGAGGACAACAGGAGUACCCGCAGUGUCCCGCUCGUCAUCCACUGCCGUGAUGGAUCACAGCAGACUGGUGUAUUUUGUGCUUUAAUGACCCUCUUGGAAAGUGCAGAAAUAGAAGAAGUAAUAGAUGUUUUCCAAGUAGUAAAAGCUCUUCGUCGCACCAGGCUGGGAGUGGUCUCCACCUUUGAACAUUACCAAUUUCUGUACGACACCAUUGCCAGUACCUACCCUGCACAGAAUGGACAAAUAAAGAAGAACAGCCAGCAGGAAGAUCAAGUUGAAUUUUGCAGUGAAGUAGAAAAAUCAGAUCAGGAAACUGAUUUGAUCACUAUUGAUCUUACCCCAUCGACGCCAGCGGAAAAUGAGCCUUCUGAAGUAUGUGAUGAUUCUAAGGCUGCAGACAACUCUAAGGGAACAGAAAGCUCUACAAAUGGCCCCACAACUCCAGUUCUAACUUAGAGGCUAUACUAAAAAAAAAAGUGCUUUUUUAUGUGCAAAAAAAUCUUAAAACAAGAAGUAUAAGAUUUCUUCCUCUUCCCACCUCUUUUUUGGAAAACAUUUACUUUUACAUCAGUUUUUCAAAGGUACAAUUUUAAAGAAAUACUUGAAACUUAUGGAGAAUGACAAAGAACUGUGAAAGUUUAACUGUUGUGUAGAUUUGCAUUUAAUGUGUCUUCAGAAACCUCUUCACUAUUUUUAUACUUUUUCUUUUAAAAAUAUGU
Molecule: messenger RNA, 3734 nt
Organism: Opisthocomus hoazin
Lineage: Eukaryota; Metazoa; Chordata; Aves; Opisthocomiformes; Opisthocomidae
Source: RefSeq, a predicted model, not a curated record